UAAAUGCUUAUCAUGUGUUAACCCAUACAUUAAAAUACUGUAUGUUUUGGUUUACAAUUAAUUCAAUACAAUCAGUGAUUUGUUAACAAUUAAAACAUUGAUUGAAAUCCAAUAAUCAAUUCAUUAUUGAUAGACAUAUGAAAUGUCACAUCAAUUGGUUUAUCACACGAUUAGUCAAUCAUUUCGAUGAUUACAUUCAUUGUUUAUCUGAAGACCAAGUGAUUGACAGAAACGCAAACAUUUAGCCACAGCUGUGACGGUGUGACCACCGGUUGGUUGAUUUGACCAAAAGAUGACACACCGUAGCCAUACCGAGACAUUCAUACUGUUGAGGAAUAAUGCGACCAAAAAGAGAUACUUUUAUAAAGAGUUUGAAACGGAUGACGAAAGAGUUAAUUUGGUGAACGGCAAGAAUGAUGCCAAUGAUAUAGAGCUGACCAUUGAUGGCGACAACUUGACUGAUACGGCAAUUCCCGAUUGGGUCUCCAAUGUCGAUGAGUUCCGAUACGAAGUCAUCAAAAUCAACACUAAAUUGGAUCAGCUAAAUGUGAUACAAAGGGAACACUUGAAGAGUAAGUCGACGUCUAUAUUCAGCGAUGACUCUGAAUCGGCGGCCAAUCAGAGCUAUGAAAUAGAGAUUGAAUUUAAGUGUCAAGAGAUCAACAAAUUGUUUAAUCGUUUGCAUACUUUGAUGAAUCAAAUGCAAGGGUUGGCCAAAAUGAGGUCUGACUCACGUAUUAUAAAGAAUGUCUUUCAAUGGCAAUGCAAAGAAAUACAAGAAUUGACACACAAAUACCGAUUUUGUCAAAACAAUUAUAUAAUUAAGUGUACAGAAAGUGAUAAAAUUGAUGAACAAUUUGUUAUAACAUUUGAUGCCAUAUCUGACAAAUCUGCUAAUAAAUCACAAUUUGGUGUUCAACUUAAUGGAGAUGAAGUGUCAUUCUUUGAAGAUCUGAGACCAUCGACAGGACCACAACAGCAACAGAUGAUGACCGAUGUAUUGGUAGACACCGAGCAUUUGAUAGCCAGAGAUCAAGAGAUGAACGCUAUCGUCAAAUCGAUCGGUGAAUUGAAUCAAGUAUUUCAAGAUAUAAAUACUUUAGUCAUAACACAGGGAUCAGUGUUGGAUCGGAUCGACUAUAACGUGGAAACAGUGCAGCACAGGGUUGAGGACGGAGUGCUYGCCUUAAGUAAAGCUGAAAAAAGUAUGAGAAGUGCGCGUAAAAUGAAAUUAAUUUUAAUUUUAAGUGGUUUUGUGAUACUUUUAUUUAUGUAUUUAAUUAUAUUUAAAACAUAA
Messenger RNA from Oppia nitens, 1297 nucleotides. RefSeq names its product syntaxin-16-like (gene Syx16). Gene Ontology annotation, cellular component: SNARE complex; endomembrane system; membrane. Lineage: Eukaryota; Metazoa; Arthropoda; Arachnida; Sarcoptiformes; Oppiidae. Bases 293 to 1297 code for a protein of 334 amino acids. The transcript is spliced from 3 exons. Gene Ontology annotation, biological process: vesicle fusion; vesicle-mediated transport; intracellular protein transport. Gene Ontology annotation, molecular function: SNARE binding; SNAP receptor activity. The record is from RefSeq and is a predicted model, not a curated record.